AACCUGUGGCUUGUCUGGUCUUGUCUUGGCAGUGGCUGCGUGUCCAGCCAGACGAAGAAGGUGGUCAGCGGCGUCCUCUUCGGCACGGGCCUGUGGGUGGCCCUCAUCGUCACCAUGCGCUACUCCCUGAAGGUGCUGCUGUCGUACCACGGCUGGAUGUUCGCCCAGCACGGCAAGAUAAGCCGCGCCACCAGAAUCUGGAUGGGUAUGGUCAAGAUCUUUUCAGGCCGCAAACCCAUGUUGUACAGCUUCCAGACGUCUCUGCCACGCCUGCCGGUCCCAGCCGUCCAAGAUACCAUCAACAGGUACCUGGAAUCCGUGAAGCCUCUUAUGAAGGAAGGAGACUUUACACGGAUGACAGCUCUGGCACAAGAUUUUGCUGUCAAUCUCGGGCCGAGAUUGCAGUGGUAUUUGAAGCUAAAAUCCUGGUGGGCUACCAAUUACGUGAGUGACUGGUGGGAGGAGUACAUCUACCUCCGAGGACGAGGGCCGCUGAUGGUGAACAGCAAUUACUACGCGAUGGAUUUGCUGUACAUCACACCGACUCACAUUCAGGCAGCGAGAGCAGGCAACGGUAUCCACGCCAUCCUGCUUUACAGACGCAAACUGGACCGGGAGGAAAUCAAACCAAUUUUUCUUUUGGGAUCUACAGUUCCGCUCUGCUCCGCCCAGUGGGAGCGAAUGUUUAACACUUCUCGGAUCCCAGGAGAGGAAACAGACACCCUCCAGCACCUCGGGGACAGCAGGCACAUUGUCGUGUUCCACAAAGGCCGCUACUUCAAGGUCUGGCUCUACCACGACGGCCGGCUGUUGAAGCCCCGGGAGAUCGAACAGCAGAUGCAGAGGAUCCUGGAUGACCCGUCGGAGCCCCAGGCUGGGGAGGCGAAGCUGGCGGCCCUCACGGCGGGAGAUAGAGUCCCCUGGGCCAAGUGUCGCCAGGCCUAUUUUGGACAUGGGAAGAACAAGCAGUCUCUGGAUGCAGUGGAAAAAGCCACGUUCUUUGUGACGCUGGACGAAACAGAACAAGGGUAUAGGGAGGAAGACCCGGUUACGUCGAUGGAUAGCUACGCCAAGUCUCUGCUGCACGGCAGGUGUUUCGACAGGUGGUUUGAUAAAUCGAUCACAUUUGUCAUCUUUAAAAACGGCAAGAUAGGCAUAAAUGCGGAGCACUCCUGGGCCGACGCCCCCAUCAUCGGUCACCUUUGGGAGUACGUACUGGCCACGGACAGCUUCCAGCUGGGUUAUGCAGAGGAUGGACACUGUAAAGGGGACACCAACCCAAACAUCCCGUACCCGACCCGGCUGCAGUGGGACAUCCCGCAGGAGUGUCAGGAAGUCAUAGAGACUUCCCUGAGCAGCGCGAACCUCCUGGCCAGCGACGUGGAUUUCUGUUCUUUUCUGUUCAGCGCUUUCGGUAAAGGGCUGAUCAAGAAAUGCCGAACCAGCCCGGACGCCUUCGUGCAGCUGUCCCUCCAGCUGGCUCAUUACAAGUGCUGUGCACAGAUGCAGUGCAGCGUCCCUGGAUACCGGUUCUGCCCUUGUGAGUUUUGCUUUGUGCCAGGUACUGGUCUCGGUGCUCUCACAGUCCACUCACUAGGGAGGAGCUAUCGUUCGCCCAUUUUACAGGUGAGAAAACCGAGGUUCCGAGAGGUGAGGUGACCUGCCAAGGUGACACUGGAGUCAGGGAUGGAUCCAGGGGGUGGCCUGUAGGUUCGAUUCCUCUAUAACUCAGGUCAGGAAGAUAAACAGAUGCAGAAGAGCACAAGAGGCAAUGUUAGUAUCAGGUAAACGACAACUGAUGGGCCACAAUUGUAUCUAAAAUUAACUGUAACAGUUCUUAAUAAAGAUGGUCACGAUCGAGUCCCUCCCAUCAGGGAAACUUGCACAAGCCUCUUAGAUAGCCUAAUCCACCAGAGGGCAGACAGCAGAAGCAAGAAGAACUACAAUCCCGCAGCCUGUGGAGCAAAAACCACAUCCACAGAAAGAUAGACAAGAUGAAAAGGCAGAGGGCUAUGUACCAGAUGAAGGAACAAGAUAACACCCCAGAAAAACAACUAAAUGAAG
This is a messenger RNA of Physeter macrocephalus (sperm whale), 2064 nucleotides long. Its product is annotated as carnitine O-palmitoyltransferase 1, liver isoform. NCBI's taxonomy places the organism in Eukaryota, Metazoa, Chordata, Mammalia, Artiodactyla, Physeteridae. Gene Ontology annotation, biological process: carnitine metabolic process; fatty acid metabolic process. Gene Ontology annotation, molecular function: carnitine O-palmitoyltransferase activity. The transcript has 12 exons. Bases 115 to 1659 code for a protein of 514 amino acids. Gene Ontology annotation, cellular component: mitochondrion. The record is from RefSeq and is a predicted model, not a curated record.